UCGUAGUCGACUUUUAUUCUGAAAACAACGUUAAUCUUCUCUCUGAUUGGGUUAUUCCAUUGUCCAAUAGGAAGCGGCGUUACUAGUCGGUCACCCGGUUACUGUUGUUAUCCAUGCUGCACGUGUAAUCGAGCUGAAGAAAAUAGUUACAAAAUGUUGCGGCGUGAAGCUCGGCUCAGGAAAGAGUACCUGUACAGGAAGGCCCAGGAGGACAGACUGCGUGCCAUAGAAGACAAGAAAAAGAAACUCAAAUCUUCAUUAGAUGAUAAUAAUCUGAUACCUACAGAGAUUCGCAAACAGGCUUUACAUCUGCAGAAGCUUCUGGAGUUCGACGAUGAGGGCGGCGACGGCGUCAGCUCCCAUAUGGAUGAUGAGUACAAGUGGGCCGGUGUAGAAGACCCUAAAGUCAUGGUGACGACAUCCAGAGAUCCGAGCUCUAGACUCAAGAUGUUUGCCAAGGAAGUGAAGCUGAUAUUCCCAGGGGCCCAGCGCAUGAACAGAGGAAACCAUGAAGUUGACACCCUGGUGCAUGCGUGCAAGGCCAACAGCGUGACAGAUCUGGUGAUAGUUCACGAGACCAGAGGACAGCCAGACGGUCUCAUCGUGUGUCACUUGCCUUUCGGACCGACGGCGUAUUUCACUCUGUACAACGUGGUGAUGAGACACGACGUCCCGGACAUCGGCACCAUGUCCGAAGCCUUCCCCCACCUCAUCUUUCACAACUUCACCUCUCGCCUCGGCAGACGGGUGUCCAACAUCCUCAAGUACCUGUUUCCGGUUCCUAAAGACGACAGCAAACGUGUUAUUACAUUCGCCAAUCAAGAUGAUUACAUCUCCUUCAGGCAUCACGUUUACAAGAAAACCAACCACAAGAACGUCGAGCUGACCGAAGUCGGACCCCGUUUUGAAAUGAAACUGUACAUGAUCAAGCUGGGCACUCUGGAGAACGAGAGCACGGCGGAGGUGGAGUGGCGUCAUCACGCCUACACGCGCACCGCCAAAAAGAGAAAGAGUUUAAGUGUGCAGUAAAACACACAUCCGGAGCGAUGCUGGAUAAAGACUCCAUGUGGGUUUAUCGCUCUGCUUUUUUUACAGAUUAUCUAAAUGUUAAGAUCUGUGUGUGGAGGCAGUAUGAGUGUGUAAGGUGUUUUUUUUUUUUUUUUUUUAAACCACAGAAAAUAACGUUUAUCGCUUUCUGAAGACAGAAUGUGUACAUACAGAUGUGUUUACAUACAAAUGUGUACAUACAGGUGUGUGUGUACAUACAGGUGUGUGUGUUUGUACUUACAGAUGCGUUUACAUACAAAUGUGUACAUACAGAUAUGUGUGUGUGUACAUACAGAUGUGUGUGUGUACAUACAGAUGUGUGUUUGUACAUACAGAUGUGUACAUACAGAUGUGUGUGUACAGAUAAUCACUCAUUUGUAUUUUGAGGGAUUUCAUAUUUUCCAUACCAGAUGUGUGUGGAGUGUAAGAUACUCAGUACUUUAGUAUUUAUUCAUGUCUUUAAGGUUUCUCUAAAUAUCUGAUGGCAGACAGAGAGGAAAAGUUGUGGCACAAUCAUUAUUCUGAGCUGCUGAGUGCCUUAAAUAAGGAAUAAAACACUUCUUGUUUGGUUGAUUAUGUUCCAGUAACAGCUCAAAAGUUAUUUCUAUCAUAUGUUAUAUAUAUAUAUAUAUAGCAUGUAUGUUUAAUGAUGUGAAAUGUCUAAAACAAAUCAUUCCAUCAUUCUCUCUCUCUCUCUCUUCCCCUUCCUCUUUGUUUUUUGCAUAUGACUGUAACUAUUCUCUCUCUUCCUCUUCCUCUCUGUCUCUCCCCCCCCCCCCCUCUGGACUAAAAAACACAGCUUGUAAUUGUAUUGUUGUUUUUUUAACCAUAUCUCCAUUUUUCUGACUGUUUACUAGACUCUCGACUCCUUCCACACAUUUAUAAACAUCACCUUACGGAUCAUCUUUCCUUCUGAAUCCGAAUUCAACAGCGCCGUGUUACGAAGGUCAUUAUCAAUAAUACUAAAUCCUUCGAUAACUAAAUUCAAAUGAACAGAUUUAUUUUCUAUCAGUGUCUUUGUACAUGAUGUGUCUCGUAUGUGCUCCAAUAAAAACUAAAACAAGCGGC
Tachysurus fulvidraco (yellow catfish) is the source of this 2115-nucleotide messenger RNA. It is a transcript of the gene imp4, whose product is annotated as IMP U3 small nucleolar ribonucleoprotein 4. The transcript has 9 exons. Gene Ontology annotation, molecular function: rRNA primary transcript binding; snoRNA binding. The coding region runs from base 154 to 1029 and encodes 291 amino acids. Lineage: Eukaryota; Metazoa; Chordata; Actinopteri; Siluriformes; Bagridae. Gene Ontology annotation, cellular component: nucleolus; Mpp10 complex; small-subunit processome. Gene Ontology annotation, biological process: rRNA processing. The record is from RefSeq and is a predicted model, not a curated record.